Equus quagga is the source of this 3782-nucleotide messenger RNA. It is a transcript of the gene ITGB1, whose product is annotated as integrin subunit beta 1. Bases 137 to 2542 code for a protein of 801 amino acids. Gene Ontology annotation, biological process: integrin-mediated signaling pathway; cell migration; cell adhesion mediated by integrin. Gene Ontology annotation, molecular function: collagen binding involved in cell-matrix adhesion; C-X3-C chemokine binding; integrin binding. Gene Ontology annotation, cellular component: cell surface; focal adhesion; integrin complex. Lineage: Eukaryota; Metazoa; Chordata; Mammalia; Perissodactyla; Equidae. The transcript has 17 exons. The record is from RefSeq and is a predicted model, not a curated record.
CCCCAGGAGGAGGAGCCGCCACCGCCCGCCGCGCCCGAGAGCCGGGACGCCGCGCCAGCCCCCGGGAGAGGCCGAGCGGGAGCCGCGGAGCAGCAGGCCCGAGCGACCGGCGGGGCCCGGACGCCGCCUGGAGAAGAUGAAUUUACAACUGGUUUUCUGGAUUGGACUGAUCAGUUCAGUUUGUUAUGUGUUUGGCCAAGCAGAUGAAAAUAGAUGUUUAAAAGCAAAUGCCAAAUCAUGUGGAGAAUGUAUACAAGCAGGGCCAAAUUGUGGAUGGUGCACAAACUCGACAUUUUUACAAGAAGGGAUGCCUACCUCUGCACGAUGUGAUGAUUUAGAAGCCUUAAAAAAGAAGGGUUGCCAUCCAGAUGACAUAGAAAAUCCCAGAGGCUCCAAAGAUAUAAAGAAAAAUAAAAAUGUAACCAACCGGAGCAAAGGGACGGCAGAGAAGCUCCAGCCAGAAGACAUCACCCAGAUCCAGCCCCAGCAGUUGGUUUUGCAGUUACGAUCAGGGGAGCCACAAACAUUUGCAUUAAAAUUCAAGAGAGCUGAAGACUAUCCCAUUGAUCUCUACUACCUUAUGGACCUCUCUUACUCUAUGAAAGAUGAUUUGGAGAAUGUAAAAAGUCUUGGAACCGAUCUGAUGAAUGAAAUGAGGAGGAUUACUUCAGACUUCCGAAUUGGGUUUGGCUCAUUUGUGGAGAAAACUGUGAUGCCUUACAUUAGUACAACACCAGCCAAGCUCAGAAACCCUUGCACAAGUGAACAGAACUGCACCAGCCCAUUUAGCUACAAAAAUGUGCUCAGUCUUACUGAUAAAGGGGAAGUAUUUAAUGAGCUGGUUGGUAAACAGCGCAUAUCUGGAAAUUUGGAUUCUCCAGAAGGUGGCUUUGAUGCAAUCAUGCAAGUUGCAGUUUGUGGAUCAUUGAUUGGCUGGAGGAAUGUUACUCGACUACUGGUAUUUUCCACGGAUGCUGGGUUUCACUUUGCUGGAGAUGGGAAACUUGGUGGCAUUGUUUUACCAAAUGAUGGACAGUGUCACUUGGAAAAUGAUGUGUACACAAUGAGCCAUUAUUAUGAUUAUCCUUCUAUUGCUCACCUUGUCCAGAAACUAAGUGAAAAUAACAUACAGACGAUUUUUGCAGUUACUGAAGAAUUUCAGCCUGUUUACAAGGAACUGAAAAAUUUGAUCCCUAAGUCAGCAGUAGGAACAUUAUCUGCUAAUUCCAGCAAUGUAAUUCAGUUGAUCAUUGAUGCAUACAAUUCCCUUUCCUCAGAAGUCAUUUUGGAAAACAGUAAAUUGCCAGAAGGAGUAACAAUAAAUUACAAAUCUUACUGCAAGAAUGGGGUAAAUGGAACAGGGGAAAAUGGAAGGAAAUGCUCCAAUAUUUCCAUUGGAGAUGAGGUUCAGUUUGAAAUCAGCAUAACUUCAAAUAAAUGUCCAAAUAAGAAUUCUGAAACCAUUAAAAUCAAGCCUCUGGGCUUCACUGAAGAGGUGGAGGUUGUGCUUCAGUUCAUCUGUGAGUGUGAGUGCCAGAGCGAGGGCGUCCCCAGCAGCCCCCGGUGUCAUGAGGGCAACGGCACGUUCGAGUGCGGGGCCUGCAGGUGCAACGAGGGGCGUGUUGGCAGACACUGUGAAUGUAGCACAGACGAAGUGAACAGUGAGGAUAUGGAUGCUUACUGCCGGAAGGAAAACAGUUCAGAAAUCUGCAGUAACAAUGGAGAGUGUGUCUGUGGACAGUGUGUUUGUAGGAAGAGGGAUAAUACAAAUGAAAUUUAUUCUGGCAAAUUCUGCGAGUGUGAUAAUUUCAACUGUGAUAGAUCCAAUGGCUUAAUUUGCGGAGGAAAUGGUGUUUGCAAGUGUCGUGUGUGCGAAUGCAACCCCAACUACACUGGCAGUGCGUGUGACUGUUCUCUGGACACUACUUCAUGCAUGGCCACCAACGGCCAGAUCUGCAAUGGCCGGGGCAUCUGUGAGUGUGGGGCCUGCAAGUGCACAGAUCCCAAGUUUCAGGGGCCAACCUGUGAGAUGUGUCAGACGUGCCUUGGUGUCUGUGCUGAGCAUAAAGAAUGCGUUCAGUGCAGAGCCUUUAAUAAAGGAGAAAAGAAAGACACAUGUGCCCAGGAAUGUUCACAUUUCAACAUUACCAAGGUUGAAAAUCGGGACAAGUUACCUCAGCCAGGCCAGGUUGAUCCCCUGUCUCACUGUAAGGAGAAGGAUGUGGACGACUGCUGGUUCUAUUUCACGUAUUCAGUGAAUGGGAACAAUGAGGCCAUUGUUCACGUUGUGGAGACUCCAGAGUGCCCCACUGGUCCAGACAUCAUUCCAAUUGUAGCUGGUGUGGUUGCUGGAAUUGUUCUUAUUGGCCUUGCAUUGCUGCUGAUUUGGAAGCUUUUAAUGAUAAUUCAUGACAGAAGGGAAUUUGCCAAAUUUGAGAAGGAAAAAAUGAAUGCCAAAUGGGACACGCAAGAAAAUCCGAUUUACAAGAGUCCUAUUAAUAAUUUCAAGAAUCCAAACUAUGGACGUAAAGCUGGUCUCUAAGUAGCCGGUGAAAAUCCUAUUUAUAAGAGUGCUGUGACAACUGUUGUCAAUCCGAAGUACGAGGGAAAAUGAGCACUCGCUGUGCAAAUUUCACAACACUGAAUGCAAGGCAGUACUUUUCCUAGUCACAGUAAGGUAGCUGUAGGGCUGUACCGCCAUGGGGUUACUCAUGCCGGUUUUGAAAGUGUACAAUAUGUAUAAUUUUAAAAAUUUGUUAUUAUUUUGAAAAUAAUGUUAUCAUCAAUGCCAGGGACUGACCAGAGACUUGAGACAGGAUGGUUGUCCUCAUCAUAAGGUCACGUGGUGCCUUUUUGACCUUUUCCUCCUGGGCUGUUGAAAUCAAAUUCUUAUUGGAUCGAGUGGUGUGUCUACAGUGAUGGAAGGGCAGUAGUUAAAAUAAUGAGUAUGAUGAGAGUUUCUAUUAAUCACGUAUUAAAACUGAUCUUUAGCUUUACAGAUAUGUCAGUUUUCAGUUAUACAGAAUCCACAGUAAAUUUCUGCCAGCUAGUUUAGAAUUGUUUUAAAUUUAUUACUUUGCUAUUUGCCUAGUAGACAUGACUGAUGACAUAUCUGAAAGACAAGUGUCGGGAGUUACUGGUGUAAAAUAGUUUUGAAAUAUUUGAUCUACAGAGGCCAUGGGAAAAAGUCAGAGAGUUAGAAAGGGAAACCAUAGCUUUAAAACCUGUGUGCCAUUUUGAGAGUUACUUAAUCUUGGUAACUUUUAUGCCUUCUUUUUAUAAAUUCAAGCCUUCAGGAAAAGUAUUGGGAAAUUUUCUGCAAAAAAGUCCUUGAUUUAGCAUUAUUUACAUAAAGGCCUUAAUUUCCAUAGUACUUGCUGAAUUGGGGACCUUUGGGUGAAUUUGUUUUAUUCAUUUUAUUUUGUUUGAAGCCUGGUGCUUUUUACCACCUCUUCUAAUCAUUUAAUGUAUUUGUUUGCAAUUUGGGGGUAAGACUUUUUUUAAUCACUUUUUUUCUUUGAUGUUUUUUCUGUAAAUUCGCCUCUUAGUGAACGUGUGAAGUUGUACUGUGGCUUACGCAACAGCUCUCACUUAAGCGACUCUUACUUUCAGGCAGUGCCGUAAUAGACCACUGUAUAGUUACUUCUCACUGUCAGAGCUGCCCAUUUUGUUUCAUACCAGUCACAUCCUUGUUUUAAGUGCCUUUUAAUUUUAACAGUUCACUUUUUACAAUGCUGUUUACUGAAGUUAUUUAUUAAAUAAAACUGCCUAAAAUAUUUAAA